CACAGAACAGCUGUUUACGAAACCAAGCCAAACAGCGAAAAAUAUUCACGAUUCGAAAACCCUAUAUAUUUAACAAGGUUUAAAAAAACACGAUUGGGAAUACAUCAUCGAUUUUGGGAUGUUCUGCUGCCUACGCACCUGUCUGAAUGGCGGACAACUGAGGAAACCAGUGGCGGCGAGUCGCCUCCGGGAACCCGAUGUUCACCUGGACGCAGCGCAUAUGGGACCUGAUGUAAUCCUGCUGUCACAUCAACUGCGGGUAACUGGAACGGGAGGCGUUUUGGCCACAGCUCCUUUGGUCCAGUCUAAAUCAUACUUCGAGGUGAAGAUCCAGCAUGGAGGCAGUUGGUCCGUGGGACUGGCAACCCGGCAAACGGAUCUCAGUCGGAAAAGUGGUGGCGGGGACCGGGAGUCCUGGUGCCUUUGCUCCGAUAAUGCCACGCGCCACAACGAUCAAGAAGAAUUCCGUCCGGUGGUGCAGGCCGCAUGCACCACCCAACCAUCGAGGACACCCAAUGGAAUCCUGAACAACAGCGCCGCCAAGGCAGCUGGACUUAUCGCCAUCGAGGAUCUGCAGCAGGAAGAUCUCCUCAUGACCACUGGAGUUGCACCAUCGGAUGUUGGCAUAGGAGAUUCGUUGAUAACUUCACCGCAAAGAGAUUUCCCCGACGAGGGCGAUAUUGUGGGCGUGGCUUUCGACCAUGUGGAGCUCAACUUUUAUUUCAAUGGAAAGAACUUGGAGGUGCCCUUCCGAAAUGUGCGAGGAGCAGCAUUGUUUCCAGUCAUUUAUGUGGGCAAUGGCGCCAUUCUGGACAUUAUCCUGGACAACUUUUCGCAUGGUCCACCGCCUGGUUUCGAGCGCAUUCUGCUGGAACAGUCGCUACUUUAGAUAAUCCAAACGACAGCCUUGAACAAAUUAUCAGCUUGAGAACAAAACAUUGAAGAGAUAAAGAACACUUUGUAACCUCUCUAGUCCUUAUAAUCCCCAAACCAUAAUGUAUUUGUUUUAAUUUAUUAAUAUUUUGUAAAUUAUUUACGUAGCUUGACCUCGCGACUGCUUUUGUAUUAUACACCGUCACUUGUAUCUGUAUACAGAUACGAAAGAAUUUUUUUGUAGGAACUAGAUCGUCACCAAUCAAUUCGAAGAUUCUUACACAUUCCAAUUUACAACGGCAACGUACUCGAGCACGGAAUUACCUAACUAACUAUAAGAAUAUAUAUGUAUGUAUAUCUAAAUAAAUUGUAUCUACAUGUAUUUAACGCUUUGAAAACUGAUAAAUCCGCGCGCGGACAAUAAAUCAAUGUUAUGUACUUAACUUUA
Molecule: messenger RNA, 1321 nt
Organism: Drosophila ficusphila
Lineage: Eukaryota; Metazoa; Arthropoda; Insecta; Diptera; Drosophilidae
Product: SPRY domain-containing protein 7
Exons: 3
Coding region: 119-889 (256 amino acids)
Molecular function (GO): protein binding
Source: RefSeq, a predicted model, not a curated record